Elgaria multicarinata webbii is the source of this 3002-nucleotide messenger RNA. RefSeq names its product retinol dehydrogenase 14 (gene RDH14). The coding region runs from base 1 to 1005 and encodes 334 amino acids. NCBI's taxonomy places the organism in Eukaryota, Metazoa, Chordata, Lepidosauria, Squamata, Anguidae. The transcript has 3 exons. The record is from RefSeq and is a predicted model, not a curated record.
AUGGCCGCCACCGCGGUCGUCCUGGCCGCGGCUCUGGGUGGGGGGCUGCUCCUUAUCGCCCGGCGCUUUUGGGCGGCGGCCGGAAAGGCGAAGCGGAGCGUGGCCGCCGCCGCCGCCGCCGGCCAGAUGGAGGGCAAGACAGUGAUCAUCACCGGGGCCAACAGCGGCCUCGGGCGGGCCGCGGCGGCCGAGCUGCUACGGCAACACGCGAGGGUCAUCAUGGCGUGCCGGGACCGCGGCCGCGCCGAGGAGGCCGCGCGCGAGCUCCGCGCCGAGCUGGGCCUAUGCUCGCGGGGCGGCGGCGAGUGCCGCGGGGAGCUGCUGGUGCGCGAGCUCGACCUGGCCUCGCUCCGCUCCGUGCGCAGCUUCUGCCAGCAGGUGCUGCAGGAAGAGCCUAGGUUGGAUGUCCUGAUCAACAACGCUGGGAUAUUCCAGUGUCCUUAUAUGAAGACAGAAGAUGGUUUUGAGAUGCAGUUUGGUGUCAACCACUUAGGUCACUUCCUGCUCACAAACCUCCUCCUUGGACUUCUGAAAAGCUCCGCGCCCAGCAGGAUUGUAGUGGUGUCUUCCAAACUUUACAAAUACGGAGAGAUCAACUUUGAUGACUUGAACAGUGAGCUAAGUUACAACAAAAGCUUUGCUUAUAGUCGAAGCAAAUUGGCUAACAUACUGUUCACCAGGGAGUUAGCCCGACGUUUAGAGAGCACAGGGGUCACAAUUAAUGUGCUACAUCCUGGAAUUGUCCGGACAAACCUAGGUAGGCACAUACAUAUUCCUUUACUAGCCAGACCCCUUUUUACUUUGGUAUCUUGGGCUUUCUUCAAGUCUCCAUUGGAAGGAGCUCAGACGUCUAUUUAUCUGGCGUCCUCUCCUGAAGUAGAGGGUGUAUCUGGGAAAUAUUUUGGGGACUGCAAAGAGGAGCAGCUAUUGCCCAAAGGUACCGAUGACUUGGUUGCUAGGAAACUAUGGGAUAUCAGUGAAGUGAUGGUCGGGCUAUUAAAAUAAAUUCCAAGGGGAAUCACUGUGUGGAAGUAGUGUAAAGCGAUAUUUUUUAAGACUUCACAAUUUCCUGCAUCUGUUAUUUUUAUUCCAUCGAGGCAGAGGAAACCCAACUUAUUUUGUGGCUCUUCUUGGGAUUCAUAGUGCAGGAUUUAGAUUUUAUUCCCUUUUUAAAUGAAAUAUUCUCACUAGAAAUGUAAUAUUUAAGGAAAAGAGUACAGUUUAAGACAAUUUUAGUAUGUUUCAGGAUUGAGAGACAUAUGUUCUACACGCACACGCACACGCACACACACGGAUGAUGCCUGCUGUCUAAUGUAUGUACUGAUCGUUCAGUGCUUCAUAUCAGAAUUAGCUGUGUGUAGUACUAUAUUUGAAACACAUGGCAGCUUUGUUUUUUUUCUUCUAAAAAGAAUACCAUGAAUAUUAAGGAGAGAAACCUCUUGUGAAUGUUUCAAUUAGUGUGUAUAUUUCAGCUUUGGGGAGGAAUAUAAUAACAACAUUGUACGCUGGCUCUCUAGUUCAAAUGCGGGAUACAAUUGAUUAUUUUUAACUCCUACAUGUUUUGCCAACAAUGGAUUGAAUCUUUAAUGUUACAUCUUGCUUAACAAUGAUUCCAUCUAUUACAGGGCCUGCUCAGAAGACACCUUAAACCAGCCUUCCUCAACCUGGGGCGCUCCAGAUGUGUUGGACUACAACUGCUGUGGCAUUCUGGGAGAUGCAGUCCAACACAUCUGGAGCGCCCCAGGUUGAGGAAGGCUGCCUUAAACCUUGCUGGUUAAGGGUUUUGGUUAAGCAGCAAGGUUUAAGGUGUCUUAUGUGAUGCAUUUUGCUAAGCCCUGCUCACUCACUAACCACAGUCGGACUGUCUGCAGCAGGGUUAGCGGCUCUAACCUUGGCUUAAAGUGUUGUGUGCCACAGCAUGGCUUGUGGUUAGUGCUAACCCCACAGAACCACAGUUUUGCUAACCACAGAAGUGUCAUCUGAAUAGGCCCAUUGACUCAUUGCCUGCCACCACCCUAGCCUCAUGGCUUAUCAGUUAGCCACUUUUUGGCUAGGCAGCACCUCACAGAACAUAUUUGGCAAAAGCUUUAGAUGGAUUGUACAGCAAUCAACUGGUUGCUUUGGAAAUGCUCGCUUAGUCCCAAUUCAUAACAGCCUUUCUGUUCAUUGCCAAGUUUGCACAUGUAAAGUAGGUGUGUCGAUUUUUCCAGAAUCACAUGACCCCAACAUGCCUACACCUAAAGCAUUGUUACAUGUAAGUUUCACUGAAAUCUAUGGAACUUGCUACUUAUUUAUGUAAGUCCAGGGUACUAAUGACUUCAGGGUAAUUUUGUGUGAAGAAUAUUAAUGAAAUAUGAAUGGAGGUAUCAUAAUACACUGGAAACUAAAACCUCAGUCCAAAUGCACUUAAUCACAAGAUGUCAGUGACACAUCCUUAUGCAUAAACUACAAAUCUAUAAGCCAUCUAAGUGCCACCUGUAAUGUAUUAACAUUAAAGUCCAUUAAAGUAGCUGGAGUAAGUGGGCUGUGGAUUGUGGCCUAAGAUGUCAUGUUUCCAUUUAAUAGUUCAGUCCUGUUAAAUGCUAUGGGACCCAAAACACUGAUCUUGAGCAUGUUCCAUAGCUUUAAAUAGCAUAAAUGUGUGUCAGAUUGGGGUUUAAGUUGGCUUGAGUGAUUUCUAGGUCCAAGGCCUAGGAUGCAGCCUCUGUCUUCCUUAGUCACUGAACUUGAUAAACUGUUACCUAUGUCUGUGUGUUUAUGCAGUAGCACCAACUGACACGAAUUAUAUAUGCACAGACAGGUGGGCACGCACUCUUCAGAAUGUAUCUAAUUUUACUCUUCAGUGGCACCAGCUAGAAAGUCUUGAUAUAGAACCUCUGCCGUGCAGAGCUGUUAAUGUUUUACAGUAUUUAGUUUUGGCUUAAGUGUCAUAAAUGUGCCUCAUUUUGUUCUUCAUAAAUAAAGCUAUAUCCUAAAAUAUUAAAAGUUACAUGUGAACAUCA